Molecule: messenger RNA, 1530 nt
Organism: Eremothecium cymbalariae DBVPG#7215
Lineage: Eukaryota; Fungi; Ascomycota; Saccharomycetes; Saccharomycetales; Saccharomycetaceae
Gene: NIS1
Product: Nis1p
Exons: 1
Coding region: 1-1530 (509 amino acids)
Source: RefSeq, a predicted model, not a curated record
AUGUCCAGAGCUAGGCCAAAUGUCGCCUUCAAUGAAUGGCUGGCGUCACCAAGCAAGCGGGUUGCAGCCCUUGCUGGGGAAGAAAAAGAGGAGGAAGCAGCAGCAGCAGCAGACGAAGAAGACGGCCUUUGCAAAGAGUCGUGCGUUUUGAUUUUACAACCGAGCAACCGCUAUAGCAGAAGCACGCCCCUGCUCGAUUCCGACUCGUCUGCGCUCCCACCGUUGGUGCCACCGAAGUCCCCUGCCGCCGCCCCCGUAUUGGGGGCGGCGGCAGAAGCAUCAGCAGCAUCGGUGGCAAGUGCCUCGCCUGGUACUGCCUGGGACGCAAGCUACGACCAGGAGUUCCAGGAGGGCCUCGAUUGGGUUCGGUACGACAAGCUCCAGGCGGAGAACCAUGCGGAGAGGGUUGCAGCCAGAGCUGAAAGCGUGCACAAGAGACGGCUGUUACAGUGCCUGUCCAAGCUUAUAGCGUGCACAGGAAGUGUCAGUGGCAGCAGCAGGGACGGCAGCAGCAGCAGCAGCGGCAUUAGCCGCCGCCGCAGCAGCCGCCGCCGCCCCGGAGAGCCGCUGCACAGCAACAACACUCCUAUAUCGAGGCACUCUUCCAUCCGCCGCAGGGACUUCUCCACCACAGCAGAGAUAGACCGUUACCAGCGCGGUUCGCAGUUCAUCUUCCACAGAGGGUUCUCCACACGUCAAAAUAGAUUAUCCAAUACACAGAAACGUCUGCAGCGUCGCCGCUGCACAAAAGCUAGGUUUGAAACCCCCACACAACUUUCUGCGUUCAUCAAAUACAUCAACUUUGGUUCCUUCAAAGUCGAAGACGUCACCGGCUCCAAACAGAUGAUCUUCCACGAAUUGAAGCCGCCCAAAUGGGCCGAAUUGUCCAAAAAGCGCCCUGCGCUCGUUUCUCGGACAAAAGAAUGGAAGCCUGCCCAACACACUUACACGGAUCUAGACAGGCCCCUCGUGGAACAAUGUAAGCUCAAACUCAAGGCCCCGCCGCCGCCGCCGCCCAUCCUGGCACGCAAGCGCUCCCCUGUGAUCCACCGCCCGUCCGGCGGUUCCCUGCGUCGUUCCCAGACCGUGUCGUCCUUGCGCCGCCACUCCCGGUACGAGUCGCUGUAUCCUGGGCUGUACGUCACCUGGCGGGAAUACUUGCAGUCCGUCAUCUACAACCAGAUCAGUUUCCGUCUACAGUGUCUGAGGGCCCCCGAGGUGGACUCGCCCGGAGCCGUGUCGGAGCCGGCUCGCCCUCCCAGGGAAAGCUCCCGUUUCUCCGUCGAAGGUAGUAUCUUUGAGCACCAGAGCUUCGAAUCCAAUGUGGACUACAGCGUUCAUACCAGCGCGCCUAUUGCCCGAAAUGAUCUAUUCUACUACCAUGUAGGUUCUGUCGCUGUUCCUGCAGGCGCGGCUGCGCCUGCCAAGGGCGGUGACAACUUUAUGAACGAGCUAAUACCUGCAGAUGAGAAUUCCGGUACGAUACGCCACAGUUCCCACUCCAGUAAACGCAGUCUGAAACUGUACUAA